Molecule: messenger RNA, 1342 nt
Organism: Thunnus maccoyii (southern bluefin tuna)
Lineage: Eukaryota; Metazoa; Chordata; Actinopteri; Scombriformes; Scombridae
Product: protein LEG1 homolog
Exons: 8
Coding region: 1-1074 (357 amino acids)
Source: RefSeq, a predicted model, not a curated record
AUGCUGCGUCCGACUGUCCUCAGCCUCGUCUUGGCAUGUGCAGUGUCUUUCAGCAGCUCUGCCGUAGUCAUAGAAAAUGGCAUGCCCAUCCUGUGGGCUCAUACAGCCGGCCAACUGACUGAUCUGCCAAUACAGAAUGGCAUCUUGACUCCCGAACCCUGGCACUACCUUCACCGCAUGAGUCUAUACCGCCUGAUGAUAGCUGCUACAGACCCAUUUAUGGGAUCCAUGGGGACAAAUGCCACAGACAGUCCUAUGUGGGGACUGCCACUGCAGCUUGGAUGGACGCUAACUUCAGGGCGUCUCGCUGACCCAACCGGUGCUACAACCUGCGGUCUGCAAACAGGAGAUACUAUGUGUAUUUCUCCUCAGAGCUGGUGGGGCUGUGUGAACUACUUUGCCUCUGUACUGCCCUUCCUGUCUGCUGCACAGCAGGGCUUCAUGGGAGCAGGAGUUCAGGUACGUAUGCAGGCCCCUGCAGGCGCAGAGGACUUUUGUACCACCUAUGCUGACUGUGCAGCUCGCUACCCUGACGCCAUGGCUAAGUGGGAUGCCUUUUUUACGGGUCUCAAGACUGCUGCUGAGUCUCCUCUGCCUGAAAAUGAGAAGAAGGACUCUAUCCUCGGUCUCUACUGGGAGGCCCAAAUGACUUCAACUUAUGCCUCUGCAGCAUGCAAUGCCAAGCAGAGCUACUAUUCCUCUCCUGAGGUGUCCUUCGCUAAGAGCUGGCUGAACUCAGCAGAGUACGUAUCGGCGGCACACUUCCAGUCCAAUUUGGAAAAAUCUGUGAUGUUCAUACUCCCUCUGCCAGGCCGAGUUUUACAGGAGGGCGACAUUGCACCUAACAUUGCUGAUAUGAGUCAGGAUGAGAACCACACACUGUCUGUCUUCUCCUGGAUGAACAGUAUGAACAAUAUACUGGGUGGAACAUUGGUGCGUCUGUGGCGCAAAUCCAUGUGUUCAGUGACCACAAGAGAGAAAGGCCGGGAGAUGUUGGAGCAGCUCCUACUGAAUCCCAGCUUCGCCACAAGCACUUUCCUGUCCAUCGUCACUGGAAUGUCUACCAGCUGCUGAGAAAGACACACGGAGAGAAAUGGCAACUCCAGUCAUGUAAUAGUAUUCUCAUCUGAAAGUUGAAGACAUAUGCUUUUUACAGUAAGGAUUACUUUUGAAUUACCCACAGGGAGGUUUCACUAAGAGAAGACUCUUGUAAUACAAAUAGACAUAAGUAACAUUUCCUUUCCAUAAAAGUAGUUCAAGUACUGAAAGUAAGUCCUGUCAUUGUUGGGAGAUCAACAGGCACUCCUACUCAUUUUAUUGCAUUAAAAUAAAUAAAGUUACA